AUGGCACUAAGGCCAAUAACAGAGGAGGAUGGGAAGGAAGUGUUGGAGGUUGAAGAGAGAAGAUAUGAAAUAGAGGAGUAUGGAGAAGCCUUAUUUUACAAACAAAAAUCAGAUGGUAAAAUAGCUGAAAACAGAUCAGAUAAAUUAAUUUGUUUUCUUACUGAAAAACCAAUGGGGAGGCUACGCUUUUCUUUGAAGGGAAUAUAUUCCUUGUUUCUCUACCCAAGAGGAAUCCUAAUCCCUGCAGUGUGGUCUAAUCUUUGGAAGACAGUCUUGGGAAAGAUACCCUUGCAGACCCUAGUAGCAGACUUGGGGCUUCAUGGUCUUGGGGACUUAGAGCAAGAAAGACAUAAAAGAGAAUCAGGUGGCUUUUUGUUCAGUGGUUCAUCUUUUGGUGACUCAAACAGAAGACACUUUGACACUGGAUUUAUUGCUCCAAGACAACGUCGAGAGACUGAUAGUUUAGAGUUAGACGACACCCCAGAAGAAGAUGAAACAACUUCAGCAACGGAUGUUGACAAUGGUGUCUCUGGUGGCACGGAUCUUGGCAGCACUACUUUAAAACAAAAUGAAAUUGAUCGCAGUUCAUCUGGCCAAAAUGGAUAUGAUGCGAAUGUGGUAAACAAUGGAUUAGCUGGCUCUGAUUCUGCUGCCAGAGAAACAGAAGAUAGCACCAACACAAGAACUGGGAACGAAUUUAGUAGCAGUGUCUCUAGAGAUUUGGGACUUUAUUUGGGGACAUCUGCUCAAAAGGCAUUGGAUAUCAGUAGAACCGAUGGGAGUGAAAUGAGUAGUGGAAGACUGGCUGGGGACAAAUCCAUAGGCCUUAGAUCAGGUGUCCCUGGUUCAAGUGGUAUCAGUGAAAGAACUGGGCAAAAUAAUUUGGGAGAUCCAUCUGGAAAUUUGGGAUUUGGUUCUGGGACAUCUGGUGUAAAUGGAUUUGGACGCAGAAGAUCUUUUGGGAGUGAUGUGAUCAGCAGUGGAUCUGGUGCCAGGGGCUCAGGUGGUAUCAGUGAAAGAACUGGGCAAAAUAGGUUGGGAGAUCCAUCUGGAAAUUUGGGAUUUGGUUCUGGGACAUCUGGUGUAAAUGGAUUUGGACGCAGAAGAUCUUUUGGGAGUGACAUGAUCAGCAGUGGAUCUGGUGCCAGGGGCUCAGGUGGUAUCAGUGAAAGAACUGGACAAAGUAUUUUGGGAGAUCCAUCUGGAAAUUUGGGAUUUGGUUCUGGGACAUCAGUUGUAAAUGGAUUUGGAAGGAGUGGAUCUUUUGGGAGUGACAUGAUCAGCAGUGGAUCUAGUACCAGUGACACAGGUGGUAUCAGUGAAAGAACUGGGGAAAAUAUUUUGGGAGAUCCAUCUGGAAAUUUGGGAUUUGGUUCUGGGACAUCUGUUGUAAAUGGAUUUGGAAGGAGUGGAUCUUUUGGGAGUGACUUGAUCAGCAGUGGAUCUAGUACCAGUGACACAGGUGGUACCAGUGUAAGAAUGGGGGAAAAUAUUUUGGGAGAUCCAUCUGAAAAUUUGGGAUUUGGUUCUGGGACAUCAAUUGUAAAUGGAUUUGGAAGGAGUGGAUCUUUUGGGAGUGACGUGAUCAGAAGUGGAGCUAGUACCAGUGACACAGGUGGUAUCAGUGAAAGAACUGGGGAAAAUAUUUUGGGAGAUCCAUCUGGAAAUUUGGGAUUUGGUUCUGGGACAUCAGUUGUGAAUGGAUUUGGAAGGAGUGGAUCUUUUGGGAGUGACAUGAUCAGCAGUGGAUCUAGUACCAGUGACACAGGCGGUAUCAGUGAAAGAACUGGGGAAAAUAUUUUGGGAGACCCAUCUGGAAAUUUGGGAUUUGGUUCUGGGACAUCUGGUGUAAAUGGAUUUGGAAGGAGUGGAUCUUUUGGGAGUGACAUGAUCAGCAGUGGAUCUAGUACCAGUGACAUAGGUGGUACCAUUGUAAGAACGGGGGAAAAUAUUUUGGGAGAUCCAUCUGGAAAUUUGGGAUUUGGUUCUGGGACAUCAGUUGUAAAUGGAUUUGGAAGGAGUGGAUCUUUUGGGAGUGACAUGAUCAGCAGUGGAUCUGGUGCCAGUGGUGGCACCAGUGUGAGAACUGGUGAUAACUUUUUGGGAGAUCCAUCUGGAAAUUUGGGAUUUGGUUCUGGGACAUCUGGUGUAAAGGGAUUUGGAAGGAGUGGAUCUUUUGGGAGUGACAUGAGAAGCAGUGGAUCUGGUGCCAGUGGCUCAGUUGUCACAAACUUACCUGACUACCAUACAUCUGGACCACUAAGCACUCCGGAAAAAGGAUCUCAUAUUCCAGAAGCAACUCCAAAAUAUUCUGAAACAAAUGCAAUUCUUGGUGAAGCUUCUACUUGGGGCAAAGGAGCUUAUAAAGCCUUCAAUGGCCGCAUCUUUUCCUUUGAGUCUUCGUGCACAUACACUUUCUGCCGUCACUGUGUUGAAUCUGGAGGAGAUUUCAAUAUUGAGAUCAAGAGAAACAAAGACAAUGAGAUUGAAAAAAUAUCAGUCGUAAUUGACGGCAAUGAUAUCUCUAUUUCUGGUGAUAUCAUUUUGAUUAAUGGAGAAAGUGUACAAAUACCAUAUGAUAAUAAGUUGAUUCAUAUUAAAAAAUAUGGAGAACAUAAUAUCUUGAAUAGCCGAAGAGGAAUCUUAUCUUUAACGUGGGACAAAAAUAAAACACUCUCACUCACUCUUCACAAGCAAUAUCCUACUUGUGGUCUUUGUGGAAACUUCAAUAGCACCCCAGGGAAAGAUGUCGAUGAAAACAUUGCCAAUAGCCAAAUUCCUGGUCAUUGUCCCAAGGCUGUUAGUAAAACCUAUGAAGUUUGUGAAGAAGGGCUACAGCACUGUAAUAAAAUUAUUGGAACCUACUUUGAGAAAUGUGGAAAGGUUGCCCCUUUAUCCAGUGACUACAAAACGAUCUGCAUUGAUGAAUACUGCCGAAACAGAAACAAAAAAUCUACAUGUGACACUUUCUCAGAACUGUCCCGCCUCUGUGCUGCGGAUGGUCCUGGCAUCUAUGAGUCCUGGAGAGAUGAUUCCAAUGUGGUUUGCAGAAAGCCUAAAUGUCCAGAAAAACAAAUCUACAAAGAAUGUGGACUCUCAAAUCCUGCAACUUGUUCUAACUUGGCUCCUUUUCAAGAUACUGAAUGUGUGAGUGCCUGCACCUGCCCUGAAGGUUAUCUACUGGAUGAUAUUGGAAAAAAAGGAAAAUGUGUAUUAAAGGCUAAUUGCCCCUGUGAAUCUAAUGGGAAGGUGUAUCAGGCAGGAGAAGUCCGAGAAGGUCCUUGUGGUUCUCAGUGCUCAUGCCAAGAAGCGAAAUGGUCUUGUACUGAAGCAUUAUGUCCUGGGAGAUGUAAGGUGGAAGGAAGUUUAAUUACCACCUUUGAUGGUGUUAAAUUCAACCAUCCUGGAAACUGUCACUUCUUGGCCAUCCACGACAAGGAUUGGUCUAUUAGCGUUGAACUUCGUCCAUGUCCAAAUGGUCACAUGGGAACGUGUUUAAAUAGUAUUACACUUCUGUUGAAUUCUUCUGUUGCAGUUGACAAGUAUGUAUUCAAUAGAGAUGGCACAGUGACAAAUGACAAGAUAAGAAAUCAAAGUUAUUACUAUUCAGAUAAAGUACACAUCUUCAAAGCAUCUUCCUCGUAUAUUCAAGUAGAGACAUACUUCAAAGUAAAAAUGCAAAUACAAAUUUCUCCUUUAAUGCAAUUAUAUGUUUCCAUGCCUCCCAACCAAUUUACAGACACUGUAGGACUCUGUGGUUCCUACAACAAUAAAGUAGAGGAUGAUUUCAUGUCGAGUCAGAACAUACUGGAGAAGACUUCUCAAGCGUUUGCUGAUUCUUGGGAAAUGAUGCCCUGCCCUAAAGGAAACCCAGCUUCAUGCAUUAGUAUAGAAACAGAAAUGAUCAUUAAUCGAAAUAGCAAGACCCACUUAAUGGCUGAGGGGCAGUUAGAUCCAUUAAUCAUUAAUAUCAGAUAUAUUAUUGAUACUAGUUUUAUUUGCAUUGAUUUUCUUCCAGAAAAGUUUGCUGAUAGUCACUGUGCAAUUCUUCUUGAUCCUGUUGGGCCUUUUGCUUCCUGCCAUCCUAUUGUGAAUCCUAAACCCUAUGUUGAGGAAUGCAAAAAAUAUACUUGCAGUUGUGAAAACAGUGAAGAUUGUCUGUGUACAAUGUUAGGCAACUAUGUGAAAGCCUGUGCUGAGAAGGAAACAUACAUAGUGGGAUGGAGAAAUGGACGAUGUGAACAGUCUUGUCCAAGUGGCCUAGUUUUCAAGCACAAUGUCAAAGCCUGCAAUAGUUCUUGCCGAUCAUUGUCAGAGAGAGAUAGGAGCUGUGAUGUAGAAGAUGUUCCAGUUGAUGGAUGCACCUGCCCCGAUGGGAUGUACCAGAAUAAUGAAGGAAACUGUGUUCAGAAAUCUCAGUGUGACUGUUAUAUGAAUGAUGAAGUCAUGCAACCAGGCAAACUCGUCCGUAUUGAUGACAAUAAAUGUGUCUGUCGUGAUGGAAUUCUUGUUUGCCAGUCUCCCAUUGAUUUAACCUUACAUAAUUGUUCAAGAGGGGCUGAAUAUGUUGAUUGCACUGAUCCCAAGGCACAGAGAAGAGUGGAUAUAACAUGUAGCACUCGGAACAUACCUACUUUUGAUGAGAACUUGCCUUGCAAACGUGGGUGCUACUGUCCAAUAGGAAUGGUUCGAAAUUCUGAAGGGCAGUGUGUGUUCCCUGAUGACUGUCCAUGCUCUUUUGGUGGACGAGAAUAUAACCAAGGGAGUGUCACCUCAGUUGGCUGCAAUAAAUGUACUUGCAUAAAAGGAUCUUGGAGCUGUACACAGAAUGAAUGUCAAACCACAUGCCAUGUUUAUGGGGAAGGUCAUGUUAGGACUUUUGAUGGAAAAAGUUACACUUUUGAUGGUCUCUGCCAAUAUUCCUUUCUUGAGGACUAUUGUGGCCGUGAAAAUGGCACAUUUCGUGUUUUAACUGAAAGUGUCCCAUGCUGUGAAGAUGGGCUUACAUGCUCAAGAAAAAUAAUAGUUGCUAUUAAGGAUCAGAAUGUUGUCUUGCACGAUGGUAAAGUAACAGCAGUCAAAACUUCAGAAAGUAAGGAAUGUGACCUCAGUGCAUCAUACAGCGUACAUACCGUUGGCUUGUACUUGAUUCUAAAAUUUCCAUUUGGGCUAACCAUGAUUUGGGACAAAAAUACAAGAAUAUCUGCUAUACUGGAUCCACGCUGGAAUGGCAAAGUGUGUGGCCUUUGUGGAAAUAACAAUGGCGAUCUCAAGGAUGAUUUCACAACCAGAUAUUCAUCAUUAGCUGCUGGACCAUUGGAAUUUGGAAAUAGUUGGAAAACAAGUCAAGAAUGUUCAGACACAGUAACUCAAACUUUCCCUUGUGACUCAAACCCAUACUGCAAAACCUGGGCUAUACAGAAAUGUGAGAUCAUCCGGGAUGCCACCUUCAGAGACUGCCACAACAAGGUUGACCCCAAUGCUUACUAUGAUGCAUGUGUUGAAGAAGCCUGUGCAUGUGACAUGGAAGGGAAGUACCUCGGAUUCUGCACUGCUGUAGCUAUGUAUGCAGAGGCAUGCAGUGCAGUUGGUGUCUGUGUCCCAUGGAGAAAGCCAAACCUCUGUCCUGUCUACUGUGAUUAUUACAAUGCACCUGGAGAAUGCAACUGGCAUUAUGAACCCUGUGGGACAGUGACUGCAAAAACAUGCAAAGAUCGGGUCAUUGGCGAGAAGUUUUCUGCACUUUUGGAAGGCACUUCUGGGUUAUCACCUGGAGCAACCCCUGGAACCGGAAGUGGCAACACCCUUGGAGAAGCAGGCACUGGAGCCACAGGUUCUGGAUCCACAAGCAUCUCUGAAGGGUCCACCACCACCAGCCCUGGGAGGGAGAGCUCUAAUAGACCCUCAGCUACACUGGCCACAAACUCUAGCAGCAAAUCAGGGACCACUGUAUCAUCAGUGAGUGAAACCACUGGAGGACCAACCAGUGAAGCUAAAACAUCUGAAGACAAGUCAGGUGUGACUGGAGAGCCUGCUGCAACUACACCUGGGACUAGCAGUGGAAGCACAGCAAGACCAUUUUUCCCUGGCUCCAGCACAGCUGGGGACACAGCAGGAACAACUGGAGGAGAAAAUGCAGCCACCACUGGGGCCGCUGCUGAAAAUACUCCUGGAGCAUCAGGUUCCACCACCAUCCCUGACAGAGAGAACACACAAGGACCUUCAAUUACCCUGACCACAACCUCAGGUAACAAAUCAGGCACCACUGGCACAUCAGCUGGCAUAACAAGUGGAGGUGAGAGCUCUCCUGGAUUACCUGGGACCACUGCCUCUGAGAAUGAAGCAGGCAAAACUGAAGUAUCACCUGGCAGAACCUCUGAAUCCAGAACCCCUGGGGAAACAGGCACUGGAGCAACAAGUUCUGCACAAUCAGGCACAACUGGGCCAUCAGCUGGUACACCUGGACAAUCAGCUGGUACACCUACUGGACCAAGUGAAACAACUGGAGCACCAAGCAGUGAAGUGACACCAUCUGAAGGUACAACAGGAGAGUCUGUGGGAGUUACCACAGCAGCAGGCACGGGAAGUACAGGUGGAGCAUCAGGCACUGGAGCUGCCAGCACUGGAAACCCACCAG
Molecule: messenger RNA, 6637 nt
Organism: Orycteropus afer afer
Lineage: Eukaryota; Metazoa; Chordata; Mammalia; Tubulidentata; Orycteropodidae
Source: RefSeq, a predicted model, not a curated record